Myiozetetes cayanensis is the source of this 1019-nucleotide messenger RNA. RefSeq names its product dual specificity protein phosphatase 13-like. The record is from RefSeq and is a predicted model, not a curated record. Bases 182 to 817 code for a protein of 211 amino acids. Gene Ontology annotation, cellular component: cytoplasm. Lineage: Eukaryota; Metazoa; Chordata; Aves; Passeriformes; Tyrannidae. Gene Ontology annotation, molecular function: protein tyrosine/serine/threonine phosphatase activity; MAP kinase phosphatase activity. The transcript is spliced from 4 exons. Gene Ontology annotation, biological process: negative regulation of MAPK cascade; protein dephosphorylation.
AAGGGUAGGGGAGUACGGGUUAUAAUUAACAGAAUUAAAAAUAGGCCUGCCUUCAAUAAACUGAACACCCGGAGAGGCUAGAAAUUUGUUGUGCAAGUGGCACGUUAGGAGGAAACGGGAGUGGUAUUACUCAAACAAAGGUAAUCCAAGAGACCGCAGCGCGGGAGCUUCGACUACCAGGAUGGCCUGGGACUCCUUGUGCAGCGGGGACUUACGGCGCCCCAAGAUAAGAAGCACCUCAAGGUGGACGCCUGGCAGUCAGAGCAGUCAGAGCAGUGCUGGGACACCAUCCCUGGAGGAGCUGCGGCGCCUGCUCUGCACACGCUCAUCCCCCACAGGGCAUGUGGAUGAAGUCUGGCCAAACCUCUAUGUGGGAGACCUGUAUGUCGCUCGUGACAAAGCCCAGCUGAGCCGAAUGGGCAUCUCCCACGUGGUGAACGCCGCUGCCGGGCGAUUCCGCAUCGACACCGGACCCACCUUCUAUAAUGACUUGCCUGUGCACUACUAUGGAGUAGAAGCAGAGGACCACCCAAACUUUGAUCUCAGCAUUCACUUCUACCCAGUUGCUCAGUACAUCAGAGAAGCACUGAAUUCCCCAAGAGGCAAAGUGCUGGUUCACUGUGCAAUGGGAAUCAGUCGAUCUGCAACUCUUGUCCUCGCUUUCCUCAUGAUCUGUGAAGACAUGUCCCUCGCCGACGCAAUUCAGACCGUGCGCUCACACAGAGGGAUCUGCCCCAACUCUGGCUUCCUCAAGCAGCUUCAGGAGUUGGACCUCCAGUUAGGAAGGGGGACAGGCAGAGGAGCAGAGGCCUGCUAGUGCCAAGAAGGCAUGUCUCCUGACACCAGACCAAGAGAUGCUGCCCUCACUGAAGACUGAAAGGAUGCUGUCAGGACUGCUGUGCAGAUGCACUGAGAAACUUUGGGAAAAGGUUGAGCAUGAGCAAACUGUUAGGAGCUGCUAGGCAUGUGUGUUUUGGAUCAGCCUACUAAUUGGAAAGAAAAUGAAAUAAAGAAGGAUU